AUGGCAGGCAGCAAUUCUUCAUCUAGUACUAGUAACAACAUGGAAGGGAAUUGUUCCUCUUAUAGCAGCGAUGAAGAAGAUUUAACUAUGGGGAGCGAAGGGAGCGAAGAAGUAGAGGGGAGCGAAGGAGAGAGUGAGGAGGGGCUCAUGGAAGAAAACAAAGAGGAAAGCGAAGGAGAGAGUGAGGAGGGACGCACAGAAGACGACAGCAAAGAAGAAAGUGAAGUAGACAGCGAAGAAGAAGAGAGUGAAGAUGAUCAUGUUUCUGCUAAUAUGAGCAUGCUAGACGGAGAGACAGGAGGAGAAAGCGAGAGCGAAGAUGAUUAUGAGGCGUUGUAUUAUGAUUUCUGGCAAUACACUAAAUCCAUUGAUACACAUAUUUGUCAUUUGCAGACAUUAAUGCCUACAUUGGUUUGGUCGACAUCAAAGCACGAUGUCUAUAUGGCUGGAAAUUUCAAGAUCAUACACUGGUCUGGAUUAUCUUCCAAGAUGACCGAUGUCUUAGAUACAGCUGAGCAUGUAACUUCUUCUGAGGAUUAUCCUGGAAACUAUGAGAUAGGAUUUCAUCAAUCACAAAUUAAUACAGUGUCAGUAAGGUUUAACUUGUUGAUUGUUGGCGGCAACUUUGGACAACUUAUUUGUAAGCGCAUAGAUCGACCUGAUGUUAGUUUUUGUUAUAAGAUGUCUGCCGAAGGUGAUCACGACACAGGUAUAUGUGCUAUUGAGAUUUUUAAGAAUUCCCAGCGGAUCUAUUCAGUUCAUGGUUUAGGUGAGGAGCAUUAUAUCAACCACUUCAAUGCAGAGACAUUUGAUCUUUUACAUACUUUGCAAUUCAAUUGGCCAGUAUUUCAUUCUUCACUGAACCCCAGAGAUCAACAAACCCUUCUAGUUGUUGGAGAUAAUGCAAAAGGACGGUUAGUGAAUUGUAUUGAUGGAGAGGCUAUCGCGACUCUAAGUGGACACUCGGAUAUGUUGUAUGCAUCUGCAUGGCAUCCUGAUGGAUACAAAUUUGCCACUGGGAGCGUAGACAAAACAUGUCGGAUUUGGGAUAUUAGGAAGACAUCAGAGUCUAUGGACGUUCUUAAGGGCAACGCAGAAGCUAUACGCUCGCUAUGCUUCACAGCUGAUGGACAAUAUAUGGCUAUGGGUGAGACAGUUGACUUUGUGCAUAUCUAUGAUGCGAGUAGAUUUGAGAAGAAGCAGGUGGUGGAUUUUUUCGGACUGGUCUCUGGAGUAUCUUUUAGUCCUGACACAGAAUCACUUUUUAUCGGUGUAACCCCGCACACAAAUCCAAACAACACACAUCUCCUGUGGUACAAUCGGCGCAGAAACUUUGGAUCCUAUGAAUAUUAUUAUUAUUAAUUAAAACCAUAUGGGUUAUUGAAUACGCUGGUUUUCUUUAGACACACUAUACAGUCGUUGU
Messenger RNA from Glycine soja, 1423 nucleotides. RefSeq lists its product as uncharacterized. The transcript is spliced from 8 exons. Gene Ontology annotation, molecular function: protein binding. The coding region runs from base 1 to 1362 and encodes 453 amino acids. The record is from RefSeq and is a predicted model, not a curated record. Lineage: Eukaryota; Viridiplantae; Streptophyta; Magnoliopsida; Fabales; Fabaceae.